UGCCAGCACCCGGUCGGGGCUCGCCGUCUGCAGACGACAUCAUGACAGCAUUACCACCAGCCACGACCGAACACGACGAAGAUCUGUCGGAGUACAAGUUCCAGAAAUACGCUGCGACUUACUUCCAGGGCAACGUCAAUCACCAGUACUCGAGAAAACAGCUCAAACUGCCUCUGCUUAACUUGCAGACUCAGGGCGAUCAGUUGGCGGCGAUGGCUCUAUGGAUUACCAUCCUGCGCUUCAUGGGUGACAUGGCGGAACCCAAGUACCACAUGAUGGACAGAGACACCACGUCCGUCAUGUCGAAAGUUUCUGCGACACUCGGAAGAAAUUUCAUCAAGAGUAAAGAAUUUCAGGAAGCCCAGAUGAUGGGCAUUGACCCAAUAAGCGAAAAGAACCGUUCAAUUCGUCGGAAGCUUGUCUCGCUGACGUUAAAGCGGAAGAACAAGUUGGGCGACGAUGUGCGACGACGUCUGCAGGAUGAUGAUUACUCAGCAGAAAGCUACUCGUCUUGGCUGGAGUCACGUCCCACGUCCAACUUGGAGAAGCUUCACUUCAUCAUCGGUCACGGCAUUCUCAGAGCCGAACUCAGGAACGAGAUCUACUGCCAAAUCUGCAAGCAGCUCAGCUCAAACCCAUCAAAGUCGUCCCACGCCAGAGGCUGGAUUCUCUUGUCUUUGUGUGUUGGUUGCUUUGCGCCGUCCGAAGACUUCGUAAAAUAUUUGCUCAACUUCAUCCGCGAAGGCCCCCCGGGGUAUGCCCCCUACUGCGAAGAGCGUCUCAAGAGGACCUUUGCAAAUGGCACCAGAAACCAACCACCAAGCUGGCUCGAGCUCCAGGCAACUAAAUCGAAGAAGCCGUUGAUGUUGCCCAUCACGUUCAUGGAUGGCACCACAAAGACGCUUUACGCGGAUUCUGCCACCACCGCCAGGGAGCUCUGCAAUCAACUGGCCGACAAAAUAUCCCUCCGUGACCAGUUCGGCUUCUCUCUAUACAUCGCUCUCUUUGAUAAGGUGUCAUCUCUGGGUAGCGGUGGCGACCACGUGAUGGACGCCAUCAGCCAGUGCGAGCAGUACGCCAAGGAGCAAGGAGCUCAGGAGAGGAACGCUCCUUGGCGGCUCUUCUUCAGGAAGGAAAUCUUCGCGCCUUGGCACGACCCUACCGAGGAUCACGUCGCCACCAACCUCAUAUAUCAACAGGUUGUACGGGGUGUCAAGUUUGGCGAGUAUCGCUGUGAACGCGACGAGGAUCUGGCGAUGAUUGCUGCCCAGCAAUACUACAUCGAGUUCAACACCGACCUCAACCAAGAGAGGCUACUGGCAAACCUCACCGGCUACAUCCCUGACUACUGCGUCUCGGGCGGCGAAAAUGCCAUAGACAAGUGGGCGGGUUUGACUGUAACCGCCUUCAGGAAGUCAUAUUACGUCAAGGAGAAAGUGCCUGCCCUCAAAGUCAAGGAAGACGUCGUGAGUUACGCCAAGUUCAAAUGGCCUCUUCUCUUCUCAAGAUUUUACGAAGCUUUUAGGUAUUCUGGACCAAACCUACCGAAGAAUGACGUUAUCAUCGCAGUUAAUUGGACCGGUGUUUACGUCGUGGAUGAUCAGGAGCAGGUGCUCCUGGAGUUAUCUUUCCCCGAGAUCACGAUGGUAAGCUGCAGCAAGACGGAAAAAGUCUACACGCAGACUUUCACAGUCAGCACCGUCAGAGGCGAGGAGUUCACCUUCCAGUCACCGAAUAGCGAAGAUGUGAGGGAUCUCGUUGUCUACUUCUUAGAGGGAUUGAAGAAACGAUCCAAAUUCGUAAUUGCUCUUCAAGACUACAAUGCUCCAAGCGAGUCUGCUUCGUUCCUGUCGUUCUUGAAAGGCGAUCUAAUCCUCCUCGAGGAAGACUCGACCGGUGAAACAGUCCAGAGUUCUGGCUGGUGUGUGGGGCGGUCCGAGAGAACCAAAGAAAGAGGAGACUUCCCUGCAGAAAUGGUGUACGUUCUGCCAGCCGUCACCAAGCCUCCGCAAGACAUUUUGGCGUUGUUCAGCGCCGAAGGGGCAGAACACGGCCGACGGCUUGUGACGCCGCAGCUCAAUGGCUCGGACCCCGCGGACAAGCCUCACACUCUCGAAGACUAUGCAGUCGACCACUUCAGACCUCCGCCAAAACGCACGAUGUCGCGUUCGAUCACCCUCGCCUCAGCAAGGCGGCCGGGCGUUGAGACUCUGUGGCGGUACUCGCGCGAGCCCAUCAAGCAACCUCUCCUGAAGAAGCUCCUGCAGAAGGAGGAGCUCGCUCAAGAGUCCGUCUACGCAUUUGCUGCUAUUCUCAAGUACAUGGGAGAUCUGCCAUCCAGGCGUAACAGGACUGGCAACGAUCUUACCGAUCAGAUCUUCGACGGACCACUUAAGCAUGAAAUAUUGAGGGACGAAAUAUACUGUCAGAUGAUGAAGCAGCUCACUGACAACAGAAAUCGGCUGAGUGAAGAAAGAGGUUGGGAGCUGAUGUGGCUCGCUACAGGUCUCUUCACAUGCUCACAGACCUUGAUGAAGGAGCUGAGCCAGUUCCUGAGAUCGCGUCGGCAUCCGAUAGCGCAGGAUUCGCUGCACAGGCUGCAGAAGACGCUCAAGCACGGCCAGCGCAAGUACCCGCCUCAUCAAGUCGAAGUCGAGGCCAUCCACCACAAGACCACUCAGAUCUUCCAUAAGGUGUACUUCCCUGAUGACACAGACGAAGCAUUCGAAGUUGAUUCUUCUACGCGAGCUAAAGAUUUCUGUGCAUCGAUUUCCCAUCGUCUUAAUCUGAAGAGCCCGGAAGGAUUUUCACUCUUCGUUAAGAUUGCCGACAAAGUAAUUUCAGUGCCCGAGGGAGACUUCUUUUUCGACUUCGUCCGACAUCUUACCGACUGGAUCAAGAAAGCCCGACCCUCCAGAGACGGAUCCACGCCUCACUUUACCUAUCAAGUUUUCUUCAUGAAGAAACUGUGGACCAACACAGUCCCGGGCAAGGACAGGAAUGCCGACAUCAUCUUUCAUUUCCACCAGGAGCUGCCAAAGCUCCUCAGAGGCUAUCAUCGAUGCACUAAGGAAGAGGCUGCGAAACUUGCCGCUUACGUAUACAGAGUUCGUUUCGGCGACAGUAAGCAGGAGUUCUCCGCUUUCCCGAACCUGUUGAGAGAGCUUGUCCCCGCUGAUCUCAUCAAGAGCCUCAGCACCAGCGACUGGAAGAAGAACAUCCAGCAACAUUACACUCAGGAUGCUGGCAUGAGUCCUGAAGACGCCAAGAUAGCUUUCUUGAAGCUGAUAUAUCAGUGGCCAACGUUUGGGUCGGCUUUCUUCGAAGUGAAGCAGACGACUGACCUUAACUACCCCGACCACUUGCUCAUCGCCAUCAACAAACAAGGCGUAUCUCUCAUACAUCCCGCAACAAAGGAAAUCCUAGUGACAAAUGCGUUUACGCGGAUCAGUAACUGGUCGUCAGGAAACACCUACUUCCACAUGACCAUCGGCAACCUCGUGCGCGGCUCGAAACUUUUGUGCGAGACGACGCUCGGCUACAAGAUGGAUGACCUCCUCACCUCCUACAUAUCCCUCAUGCUCACCAACAUGAACAAGCAGAGAACUUUGAGGAAAUAAUAUUCCAGCCGAGGUGGAAAAAUAGAUGCUUAUUUUCAAGAUAAGUUUAUUUAUUUCUGUGAAUAUUAGCCUUAGGUUUGGUUAGACUAAUGUAUCACAUUUCUAACUUUAUUGCAAUAUUAUUGUAGAAUUGUUUUUGUGCAAUUAUUGUGUUGAAUAAUAUGUUGAAAAUGACUUAGGUAAGAUACGUGUCGUGAGACCGAACCCUCGAAUAGUGAGAAGAACUGAACGAUAUAACUCGGCAAAUCAGUCCUUUAACUGUUCAUGAUCACGAGCAUCGUAGCUAUAUCGCUGCUUAGCUAUAUCGCUCAAUUUAAUUUACUCGAUGAAUGCUCAUAUUAUCUUUUUCCUAUUGGAUAUCUAAUAUCGUUAAAUUUGAUUUGUAAUCCUCAACUUUACAUUCAUUUUUUAAAUAAUGGAGCCUAGCUAAUCAUCUGGAUUCUCUAGCCAUAUGAGUUUGAUCCAAAAUAUGGUAAGAGACGUACUACCUGUUCGUUCGACUAAUUCGCUCCUCUGAUCAUCGAAGUAAUGCUCAAACACUGCACAAAUUAAUCUCUUGUAAAUUCAGCUAUUUAGCGUGAUGUAUAUAAAUAAAAUAUUAAAACUAAUAAAUGUCGCAACAUUCGUUCUUUAUGGCUCCUUGUUGGAAUGAGAUUCGUAAAUUCCGUUACUCCUGUUCGUAGUUGAACUUAAUUAACUGGCUAGUUUCAACGGCAUUACCUGACAGUUUGCAGUUUGAGAUUAGACGAUUGAAGCACUUGAUCAUCGAUUUCUUUGUUCUUAAUAAAUAAAAUUUGUAUU
Molecule: messenger RNA, 4421 nt
Organism: Hyalella azteca
Lineage: Eukaryota; Metazoa; Arthropoda; Malacostraca; Amphipoda; Hyalellidae
Product: myosin-VIIa
Exons: 21
Coding region: 42-3620 (1192 amino acids)
Cellular component (GO): cytoskeleton
Molecular function (GO): protein binding
Source: RefSeq, a predicted model, not a curated record